CCAAAUUCCGGUACCUCAAGCUCAACAACGCCGAUUCCCAAUUGAUACCCCAUACCAUCAUGAACUCCAUCCGAAUCGCCCGUACGGCUCUGCGAGCGCGUCCCGCAGCUAUCAAGACCCCUCUUAUGCGCCGAGGUUACGCUGAAGCUGUGUCGGAUAAGGUCCGUUGCAUCAUGAACAGAUUUUUGCGGUAGCGUGCUAAGUGCCAUUCUAGAUUAAGUUGAGCUUGGCUCUUCCACACCAGGUACGUCGAAUUGCGAUUAAAACAUACGCGGAAGGACAAUUGGGGAAUGGAGGGGCUGGGGGUUGGUGUGGUUGGAAGGGGGUUUGGUGGAUUGGGAGAUCCAAGGUUAACACGAUGAACAGUCUGUCUACAAAUCGCAAGAUGUUGUCCAGGUCAACAUUCCUGCAGAGUCCGGCGAGAUGGGUGUCCUCGCCAACCACGUUCCAUCAAUUGAGCAAUUGAAACCGGGUCUCGUUGAGAUCAUCGAGGAGAGUGGUGGAAGCAAGCAGUUCUUCCGUAUGUCCCCGCCGAACAUUUCAGGGCGAACAUAUAUCUAACCAGGUUAUCCACAGUUUCCGGAGGAUUCGCAACCGUGCAGCCAAACUCACAUUUGAGUAUCAACGCCGUCGAGGGGUUCCCAUUAGAGGAUUUUAGCAUCGAGGCCGUUCGAUCGCAAAUCGCAGAGGCAACAAAGAUUGUUGGGGGAAGUGGUAGUGAGCAAGAUAUUGCAGAGGCAAAGAUUGAACUUGAGGUAUGUUGUGGUUCUAAGGUGGAAUUUGAGCAUGGCUAAUAUAAAUCUAGGUGCUCGAGAGUUUACAAGCUGCUUUGAAGUAAUUGGGUGAUUGGGACGGUUAACUCUUAUAGACGCAGCUGCCAUGUACAUCAUUGUUUCCUAAAUGCAUCCUUUGAAUUUGACCUGACGGGUUCGAAUGAGAAGGCAGUUUCUGACA
Messenger RNA from Hymenoscyphus albidus, 954 nucleotides. The record is from the annotation of a GenBank genome assembly. NCBI's taxonomy places the organism in Eukaryota, Fungi, Ascomycota, Leotiomycetes, Helotiales, Helotiaceae.